This is a messenger RNA of Naegleria lovaniensis, 441 nucleotides long. RefSeq lists its product as uncharacterized. Gene Ontology annotation, cellular component: cytoplasm. The transcript is spliced from 3 exons. Bases 1 to 441 code for a protein of 146 amino acids. The record is from RefSeq and is a predicted model, not a curated record. Lineage: Eukaryota; Heterolobosea; Eutetramitea; Acrasida; Naegleriidae.
AUGACCUCACAACAUCAACACGCUGUAUUGAAAAUCGAGAAGAUGAAAAUGGCGUCAAAAAGUAAAAUACUUUGGGAGUCGGAUUGGUCGGCUGGCCUUCCCUACGACAACAAUAAGGGAGAAAUUGCAAUUAAAAUUCCAAAAGAAAUAUUGAAAUGCCAACAAGUGCAGAGGGAAAUUGUGUUUUCGUGCUCUCAACCCCUCAAAAAUCUUUCACUUGUUCAGCUUGUAAAGCUCAACGGAAACGACAUUGAGAGAUGGGAUUUUGAUUUCGGUUUUGUUAUUCCAAACAGCGUCAACUCUUGGGAGUCGGUGAUAGAAGCUGCAAAAGAAGGCACCAUUGGUCCUGAAGUAUUGUCCGGAAACGUGACCAUUGACACUGCUUUCUAUGAUGGUGACAACUUGGUUGCAUCAAAUCGAGUAAGGGUGUAUUAUGUUUAA